This is a messenger RNA of Euleptes europaea (tarantolino), 1343 nucleotides long. It is a transcript of the gene KCNK3, whose product is annotated as potassium two pore domain channel subfamily K member 3. The transcript has 2 exons. Gene Ontology annotation, cellular component: membrane. Lineage: Eukaryota; Metazoa; Chordata; Lepidosauria; Squamata; Sphaerodactylidae. The record is from RefSeq and is a predicted model, not a curated record. The coding region runs from base 11 to 1201 and encodes 396 amino acids. Gene Ontology annotation, biological process: potassium ion transmembrane transport; stabilization of membrane potential. Gene Ontology annotation, molecular function: potassium ion leak channel activity; open rectifier potassium channel activity.
CGGCGGGACCAUGAAGCGGCAGAACGUGCGGACCCUGGCCCUGAUCACCUGCACCUUCACCUACCUGCUGGUGGGCGCCGCCGUCUUCGACGCCCUGGAGUCCGAGGAGGAGACGGCCGAGCGGCAGAAGCUGGAGCAGAAGCAGACGGAGCUGAGGAGCAAGUACAACCUCUCCGAGGACAACUACUACGAGCUCGAAGGGGUGGUCCUCCAGCUCAAGCCCCACAAGGCCGGCGUCCAGUGGAAGUUCGCCGGCUCCUUCUACUUCGCCAUCACCGUCAUCACCACCAUAGGGUACGGCCAUGCAGCCCCCAGCACAGAUGGUGGGAAAGUCUUCUGUAUGUUCUAUGCCCUGCUGGGAAUCCCCCUUACCCUGGUAAUGUUCCAGAGCUUGGGUGAGAGGAUCAACACUUUUGUGAGAAACCUCCUCCACCGUAUCAAGAAGUGCCUUGGCAUGAGGCGGCCGGAAGUGUCCAUGGCCAACAUGGUCACCAUUGGGUUCUUCUCCUGCAUUAGCACCCUUUGCAUUGGAGCAGCAGCGUUCUCCUACUACGAGCGAUGGACCUUCUUCCAGGCCUACUAUUACUGCUUUAUCACCCUCACCACCAUUGGCUUUGGGGACUAUGUGGCCCUUCAGAAGGAGCAUGCCCUGCAGAACAAGCCCCAAUAUGUGGCCUUCAGCUUUAUGUACAUCUUAACUGGGCUGACCGUCAUUGGGGCCUUCCUCAACUUGGUGGUGCUCCGCUUCAUGACUAUGAACGCUGAGGAUGAGAAGCGGGAUGCCGAGCACCGGGCCCUGCUCAAUCGCAAUGGGCAGGCUAGCAGCGUGCACACCACAGACACAACGGCUUCCUCGACCACCGCCAUGCUUGGGGGUGGGGUGGGAGGGGGAAGCGGUGGUGGCCGAGGGGGGUUCCGAAAUGUCUAUGCUGAGGUUCUCCACUUCCAGUCCAUGUGCUCCUGCCUCUGGUACAAGAGCCGGGAGAAGUUGCAGUACUCUAUCCCUAUGAUCAUCCCCAGAGACCUCUCCACCUCGGACACGUGCAUGGAACAGAGCCAUUCCUCACCCGGCCACUAUCCUGAGACGCCGUCCAACAGAUGCUUCUGCAAUGCCCAGCGUUCAGCCAUCAGCUCUGUUUCUACAGGACUUCAUAGCUUGUCGGCUUUCCAAGGACUUAUGAAGCGCCGCAGCUCUGUGUGAAAUCAAGGACAACUCUUUAAAGACAAUCCUUAACUACAGAGCAAGGAAGGAAACUAGUGGAGAAAGACAAAUUGAAAAAAUACUGGCAGAGGGAAAAGGUGACAACCAAACCUAGACUUUAUACUGAUACUAUCAUUACAGG